Messenger RNA from Hypoxylon trugodes, 859 nucleotides. RefSeq names its product P-loop containing nucleoside triphosphate hydrolase protein. The record is from RefSeq and is a predicted model, not a curated record. Gene Ontology annotation, biological process: protein localization to organelle; intracellular protein transport; Golgi to plasma membrane protein transport. NCBI's taxonomy places the organism in Eukaryota, Fungi, Ascomycota, Sordariomycetes, Xylariales, Hypoxylaceae. Gene Ontology annotation, cellular component: Golgi apparatus. The transcript has a single exon. The coding region runs from base 81 to 719 and encodes 212 amino acids. Gene Ontology annotation, molecular function: GTPase activity; GTP binding.
CUUAUCGCCGGCUCAAGUACCUACAAACAAAUCUCCCGAUUACCCCCCUAUCCGAUGCUCGCGACACCUCAAAAAGAACAAUGUACCAUCUAGCCAAAUCCCUCUACCUGCUGGCGCGCCGGCGCGAAGAAUACUCCGUGAUCCUCCUCGGUCUCGACAACGCCGGCAAGACCACAUUCCACGAGCAAGCGAAAUCGCUCUGCCUCCCCGAGCACCCGGACCCGAAACUUAAGACUGUACCUACGGUCGGGCAGAAUGUAUCUACACUCACCCUUCCCGACAUGUAUCUCAAAAUCUGGGACGUCGGGGGCCAGUUGAGUCUGCGCAAGUUAUGGCAGAGUUACUAUGCUAGCUGCCAUGCCAUCGUUUUUAUUAUCGAUAGCACCGACAUCGGCGAUGGUAACCUGGAGCAUGAUAGCUCGGGGCGGUUGGAGGAGUGUAGACUUGUGCUUGAGGAUGUGUUGCAGAAUUCGGAGACGGAAGGUGUGCCGUUGCUUAUACUGGCCAAUAAGCAGGAUCGCGAGGAUUGUGUUGAGGUUGUGCGCAUAAAGGAGGGUCUAGUCAAGAAGGUGUUUGAGGGCGAGAAGGCGUCGAGUAUUCGCGACUCGAGAGUACUGCCUGUGAGCGCGUUGACGGGAACGGGUGUGAGGGAAGCAAUUGACUGGGUGAGAUCAAGGGUAAAAUGGAAUAAGGAAUCAAGGCCACCAGUGAUGAGGUAGUAAGGAGAAAGGGUUCUACGUUACAUUAUGUUGAUUGGUUAUAAAGAGGGAUCGGGUUUGCAUUCAGCGUCAUGGACAAGGCGUUUGUGGGUUUGGGAGUCACGGUUCAAGUUUAAGUUCGAGUUCGAGUUCGAGUUCGA